This is a messenger RNA of Letharia lupina, 618 nucleotides long. RefSeq lists its product as uncharacterized. The coding region runs from base 1 to 618 and encodes 205 amino acids. NCBI's taxonomy places the organism in Eukaryota, Fungi, Ascomycota, Lecanoromycetes, Lecanorales, Parmeliaceae. The transcript is spliced from 5 exons. The record is from RefSeq and is a predicted model, not a curated record.
AUGGCCACGUUUCUUUCCAUGUGCUUUCAAUGCAUCCCAAAUCGAGGAAUUUGGGACGAAACCAUCAAUGCACAUUGCAUAUCAACAGCUGCAACCACCAAGAUCAACCAAGCGUCGGGCGCAUUUUCGGUUUUCAUGGACGUCCUUUGCGUUCUGCUUCCUAUCAUGGUGUUCGGGAAACUCCAAAUCAGUUGGCGAAAUAAGUUGGCUGUGUUUGUUCUGCUAGGACUUGGCCUUUUUACCGCAGGAGCGGCUAUUGCGAGGAUAGUCUUGUACGAUUUUGGGAGCGAAAACCUUACAUGGGACCUCGUUCCGGAUGCGAUUUGGUCUUGCGUCGAACAAAACAUCGGCAUAAUCGUAGCCUCUACGCCAGCCCUUCGCCAGCUCUUCACUGUGUUCAAGCUACAGCGCAACGUUCAGCGCUCGCACUCUUCCGAGAAGCCCUUCGCUGGAGCUAACCACUUCAUCACAUCACCGCUGAGAACAUCGUUCGAGGGAAUGCAGUUCGACAAGACCCCAUCUCUUGACUCACCAGUCAGCAAUAUUACAGAGCAGAUGGAACCCAAACAAAAGGUGGACAGUGGAAACAAAGUGAAUCCUACUACAAGCAUGACGUGA